GCCGCCUCCAACGCCGCGAGUAGGAAGCUCGAGCGCUGGGCGCCGAGCUGUCAGUGAGCGUUGGGCCAGCGAGCGAGUGAGCGGCUCCGGCUCUGCUCCGCGCCGCGCCGGCCCGCCGCGCCUCCUCGCGGGGACCUCGCCACCUGCCCGCCGCCCCGCCCCGCCCCCGCCCACCCCGGCCCGCCCGGGCUGCUGCUGCUCCCCGGCGGAGGCGAGAGGUGGCUGGGGGGGACCAUGGCUGACGUUUUCCCGGCCAACGACUCCACGGCGUCUCAGGACGUGGCCAACCGCUUCGCCCGCAAAGGGGCGCUGAGACAGAAGAACGUGCACGAGGUGAAGGACCACAAAUUCAUCGCCCGCUUCUUCAAGCAGCCCACCUUCUGCAGCCACUGCACCGACUUCAUCUGGGGGUUUGGGAAACAAGGCUUCCAGUGCCAAGUUUGCUGUUUUGUGGUUCACAAGAGGUGCCAUGAGUUUGUUACUUUUUCUUGUCCGGGUGCAGAUAAGGGACCUGACACUGAUGACCCCAGGAGCAAGCACAAGUUUAAAAUCCACACAUAUGGAAGUCCCACCUUCUGUGAUCACUGUGGGUCACUGCUGUACGGACUUAUCCACCAGGGAAUGAAAUGCGACACCUGCGACAUGAAUGUUCACAAGCAGUGUGUAAUAAAUGUCCCCAGCCUCUGUGGAAUGGAUCACACAGAGAAGAGGGGGAGGAUUUACCUGAAGGCUGAGGUCACUGAUGAGAAACUCCAUGUUACAGUACGAGAUGCAAAAAAUCUAAUCCCUAUGGAUCCAAAUGGACUUUCAGAUCCUUAUGUGAAGCUGAAACUUAUUCCUGAUCCCAAGAAUGAAAGCAAACAGAAAACCAAAACCAUCCGCUCCACACUGAACCCCCAGUGGAACGAGUCCUUCACAUUCAAAUUAAAACCUUCAGACAAAGACCGACGACUGUCUGUAGAGAUCUGGGAUUGGGAUCGAACUACAAGGAACGACUUCAUGGGAUCCCUCUCCUUUGGAGUGUCAGAGCUCAUGAAGAUGCCAGCCAGUGGAUGGUACAAGUUGCUUAACCAAGAGGAAGGUGAGUACUACAACGUGCCCAUUCCAGAAGGGGACGAAGAAGGCAACAUGGAGCUCAGGCAGAAAUUUGAGAAAGCCAAGCUUGGCCCUGCUGGUAACAAAGUAAUUAGUCCUUCAGAAGACAGAAAACAGCCCUCCAAUAACCUUGACAGAGUGAAGCUCACAGACUUCAAUUUCCUCAUGGUGCUGGGGAAGGGGAGUUUUGGGAAGGUGAUGCUGGCCGAUAGGAAAGGAACAGAAGAACUGUACGCAAUCAAGAUCCUGAAGAAGGACGUGGUGAUUCAGGAUGAUGAUGUGGAGUGCACCAUGGUGGAAAAGCGGGUCCUGGCCCUGCUCGAUAAGCCCCCGUUUCUGACACAGCUGCACUCCUGCUUCCAGACCGUGGAUCGGCUUUACUUUGUCAUGGAAUACGUCAACGGUGGGGACCUCAUGUACCACAUUCAGCAAGUAGGGAAAUUUAAGGAGCCACAAGCAGUAUUCUAUGCAGCAGAGAUUUCCAUUGGAUUGUUCUUUCUUCAUAAAAGAGGAAUCAUCUAUAGGGAUCUGAAGUUAGAUAAUGUCAUGCUGGAUUCAGAAGGACAUAUCAAAAUUGCUGACUUUGGGAUGUGCAAGGAGCACAUGAUGGAUGGAGUCACGACCAGGACCUUCUGUGGGACACCAGAUUACAUCGCCCCAGAGAUAAUUGCGUACCAGCCAUAUGGAAAGUCUGUGGACUGGUGGGCCUAUGGCGUCCUGUUGUAUGAAAUGCUAGCUGGACAGCCUCCAUUUGACGGUGAGGAUGAAGAUGAACUGUUUCAGUCUAUAAUGGAGCACAACGUUUCCUAUCCCAAAUCCUUGUCCAAGGAAGCCGUUUCCAUCUGCAAAGGACUGAUGACCAAACACCCAGCCAAGCGGCUGGGCUGUGGGCCUGAAGGGGAGAGAGAUGUGAGAGAGCAUGCCUUCUUCCGGAGGAUUGACUGGGAGAAGCUGGAGAACAGAGAGAUCCAGCCGCCGUUCAAGCCCAAAGUGACUUUCUGUACCAAAAUGCACUGGCUUCAGUGGGCAUCGAGGCCUUCGUGUGGCAAAGGAGCCGAAAACUUUGACAAGUUCUUCACACGAGGGCAGCCUGUCUUAACACCACCAGAUCAGCUGGUCAUUGCUAAUAUAGACCAGUCUGAUUUUGAAGGGUUCUCAUAUGUCAACCCCCAAUUUGUGCACCCGAUCUUGCAGAGUGCAGUAUGAAACUCACCAAUGAGAGCAGAUGCUUCCCUACCCCCAACCCCCGCCUCCAGCAAUGGGAAAUUAUCCUUAAUCCUAAAAUUUGAAGGCCACGGCCUACGUCUUGUUCCACAUGGAGGCUUGAAAUCUGUAGGGUCAUUAGUUCACGUGAUCAACUUUUCAGGGUCUCUCUCUUACAACCAAGAACAUUGUCUUAGUGGAAGAUGACAUAAUGUACAGUGUCCAGUUUAAUUAUGUAGAAGUCACACCUGGCUGUAGGUUAACACUUCCUAGAAAGCAAACAGACUCUUGCCCCUUUUUGGUACGAUCUGACAUAUUCUCCAUAUCCUCCGUCUAUGGAUUUUCACCAUCAAGAUCCCCUAACCAGAGAUGUUAAAGUGAAGCUGUUCAGCUCAAUGGACUGGAAAGACCUCCACCCAAGAUGUCUUUGGAAUGAAAGAGCAAGGAGCCCAGAGAGUGAGCAUAGAGGGACUGGGGAUGGGAGAGGCUUCGCGAUGCCUACCGCUUCUGUCCUCUGCCUCAGUGGAAAAAGACCCUAGAGUCUCAAAGGCCAGGAUGAACCUAAUCACUGUUUCCAAAGAGUAGUCCAGCGGUGAAAGACAGAAAAAAGAAAAGGAAAGAAAACUACAAAUGAGAGUUGAGAGAAUCUCUCAUCUGUUGCCCUACUGAUUGAUAACUAUCUUGACACAUUCUUUUUAAGAGGCCAAAUCAUCUAAGGAUUUUGCUAAAUGAGCUUGUGAAAUCUUUCCAGAUCAAGGAUAAACCAGUGUGUAUGUAUGUCCAUUUUGAUCUCUGGGAGAUUAUUCUUCAAUCCAGGGUGCCAUCAGUAAUCACGCCACUACUCACGAGUGUUGUUAGCCAACCCCCUGCCCCUGCACACACACACACACACACACACACACACACGCACACGCACACGCGCACACACACACACACACACAUGAAUAUUUUGGUACCUAUGUUGUUACCCUUCCUAAGUAGCUGAAGUGUACACCUCGCAUCCCCCUUGGGUUUUUUUACUUAUUUAUUUAAUAGGCUGUGGUGUCAUUUAUGGAAGUACGCUGUACAGUAACUUAACAUGUUGACUCUAGCAUAAGUACCUAUUGGUUUAUUUUCCUCCUUUCUUUAGCCCUUGACAUCCACUUAGGGAUGAAAAAUAAUACAGUUUGGGUUCCCAUUUCCAGUUGUGCUGAAUGACAUACCUGGUUCUGUAGAACAGGACACUUGGAUACUUACAAGCUGAAAGAUGUUUUCUUGCUAGAAGGAUUUUAAUAUGUUUUGCAAAUGCAUCAUGCAAUGGAUUUUGCAUGUUUAUAAUAAACCUUAAUACCAAGUGAAUCUAUAUUGAUAUAAUCGUAUCAAGCAUAAAGAGAGUAUUAUAAUAAUUUUAUAAGAUACAAUUGUGCUAUAUUUGUGAAGGUUUAUGUUUCGUAUCUGCUUUUAUGAUUAAGUUUUAGUUUAAUUCUUUGCUGCUGUGCUUCCUCUUCGUCUUUCCCUGCACACUGUAUCAGAUAUAUUAAUUUUGUAAUGUAGAUCUAAUUUCAAAAAUGAAUGGCUAUUUUACAUGUUUAAUUAGGCUCUUACUAUAUAUAUCUUCAUAGAUAUCUAUAUAGGUAUAUAGAUAUAUAUUUGAUUCUACCUGCAAAUCAGUUUUGUUGGUGGGGCUUAUUUUUGAGAGGAGCCUCUCUUAGUUUUUUUAAUGUCCUCUUUCCUUGGAGUUCCUCUUCCUUUUGGGACAGUGGGAAGAGUUUGAAUCCAGUCUCUCGGUAUGUUUGUGUACAUGUAGCAUUGUCACAGCAGCUGUGCGUGUGUCUGUCUGUCCGUGUCUGCGUGUCUUGUUCUUCCUUUUAACCUGUGAUGGUCGGAGACUUGAGGGCAGCAUGGAUGGAGCAAUCCCCUUCCUGCUAUGUGUACUUGGACGCGGAAGGAUGUAGCCUUUGUGAAACAGCCCACAUGUCAGUCCCUGCGGUUUUCAGAGGCUUCACAUCUCAUCUGGCUGUUGCUCGAGCUGGUCAUCCCCAUCCUGCCAGGGGCAUGUCUUUAGCAGGAAAUCCUUCCAAUGCAUUGUCCUCAGAAGAACCAAUUUCCUGCAGCACAAAAGACAAGUCAGAAUGAAAGAAACUGUUGGUCCUUACAGAAAGCUGCUCUGUUUCCUCCCAGAGCAUCACCCAGCUAAGUGCUCCUCAUUUUUACUCUCUGGAUGUUCGCCUGAAGUUCAUACAAUGCACUUACCACAGGCCUUUGACAAAAGAGGCCUGCAUUCUACUGAAAAUCCCUGACUGGAGAUAGAAAUGGAGUAGGAAAUAGAUCAGAGCAGAAAGAGCAAUUUCUUGGGUCAUCUUUUAUGGACUUCAGACUUUAAAACUCAAAAGGGGUCCUUACACACUGAUCCCUUCAGUCCAGCUGGUCAGCUUACAUUCUAAGGGCAUGUCCUCUUCAGAACCCUCCAAUGGGAAAAAGAAUUUGUUUGUAGGAAAAGCCCAGAGACAGAAAGGUCAGUCCCCUUACUCCGGGUGGAGCAGCAACGAGACUGACCCCAGCCAAGCCCCAAGAUGUGAAGAAAGUCCCAAGAGGAACUCACGCUAUGACCAUGUCCAGUGUGCCAAGCUGCCUGCUUAUUUUAAGCAAACAGUGGGCUUGAGCUCUCCCUCCAAUAGCCAAAACACAGCUUUAAAUUAUUUCUGCUCUUCUAGGAAAUAUAUCCACCUCUCAACUCUCUUGUAUUCUUAGAGGAUGUGUGACAAUGUCUUCAAAGAAAGCACCCUGACCAUGAGGCCAGCACUCUGCUUAAGGGAAAACAGAUUGGAGAACAAAGUGGGGUGGAAUUGGGGGAUUAAUGGUAAAAAUAAGGGCCUGAGGAUGUGUUCAUAGGGUAGCCUAUUUUAUACAUCGAAUAUUAAAUUUAGAAAAAGGCUAAUACUUUAAAAAUAUGUUCAGCCCAGCCCAGAAGACUAACUCAUGUGGAUAACCAUUAACGACUGUGAGCCACAGAAAUGACUGAUAAAAUGCAAUACCAUUUUCCAAUUUCACAGACCUUGCAUGAAAUGAAACAGCAGGGAAAGGCCUGCUGUUUGGCCUUCAGCAACUCUGCUGGAGGCUAGCAUGGGGGGUGGGCUGGGGCUUGAAAGGUCCAGUCGCUGGGGACUUUAGGAAGGGUCAGGGACUACCUGCCUCUCAUCACUGCAUACAUUUCUAGGCCCUAGAGACAAGAAUUAGCACAUCUGAGUUUGUGCAGGACCCUUCAAGCUUUGACCCCCAAAGGUGUUCUACAUUGUUUUCCCUUGGAAGGUGGCUGCUACCCAGCAGCAGAACUUCUGUGGCUGUAGCCCAGUGAGCUGCAAGCUCUGCUCUUAGCAUUGUGUCCAAAGUUACCCAUUGCUUGAUUUGAGUGGAAGAAGGCAGAGUCAGGCCCAGCUCUUCCUGGAUAACAGGAGGCCUGCCUCCAAGGCAGAAGUAAUUCAAAAGGUGACUGAGAAACCCCAGGAACCAAAGUGAUCGCUCCUCUCAUCAUCCCUUUCUCUUUUAUCCCUGUGGCAUCAUUGGAGUUGCAGAAAGUGGCUUGGGGCUAAACUGGCCAGGAGACAGAGAAGAGUAGGUUUAGAGUGCAUCCAGAGAGACCCUUGCAUAAGAGGGCCAUGGGGCUUCCCAUCUGGGGACACUGGUACAGACAGAGUCACAGCUGGUCUUCAAGACUGUGCUUUUUGCCAAGGACACGGUCUGUUCCUCCUUAGGGAGUACUCCCCCUCAAUGCCACCAACAUCCUCACCAGCUGGGAGAAGCUGCACCCUUCCUUGAAAUGGUUCCCACUUCUUUGGGCAGAGCCAGACCACCUAGUGGGCCUGGGAGCCAGCUAUUGCCACCCUUUCCUGUGUGACUCCCUGCAGAGCAUUACAGCUGCCCAGGAGGGACGGAGGAGAAGUCGCAAAAACAGCUAACACUGCACUGCCCACCUGCUUCCACUUAGCAGAUGUAGGAGGCUUUUUGCUGGAAUUUGUUUUCUCAGUAUGGCAGAGGAGGGAGAGUGAGACCGUUAGGAUUUUAAAAGCCUCCGGAAAGUGACACCAUCUGACAGUCAUUUUCUCACCUUGGUCUCAUGAAGUCCUCCUUUCUUGUGUGUACACAUCACACCAUUUCUUGUUUAUAACCCCGCCAGGGCAGAAGGGCCCCACCCCCUACUGAGCACAGCAGACUGCCUGGCUUGUGAGAUGAACACUGAGCGGGGGCCCCCAAAGGAUGAAGACCAGGGAUAGCCACAGGCAGGAUACAGAAAGGCACUCUGGCUAUUAGUGGACACACAUUAACCUGGCCAGGAGUGUUGGGGAAUAUUUUAAAGUCAUUUUCCUUGAGCUGCUUGGGCUACAGUUUCUGAAAUAUACUGACCUGUCUACAGUCCCAUCAUAUUCCUUUUGAGCCAAUGCAGCAAAUCUAGGUAAUGCUGUUAGAAAACUCCAGAAAAUUAGAAAAGUUAUAUGAGUUGUAUGUGGGUGAAGGCAGACAUCCAGAAAUGAUGCUAACAAUUCUGCGACGUAGAGACUCCGGGUGGGUUCACAGAUCCCUGUGCCUCUCAUCUAUGUGAUCAGUUGUUAGUUAACAAUCAUGUAGGCCACAGACAUCAGACAGCCUUACAGUGACCCUACAAUAAUGUCCACAAGUCCCAAAGACAUUUUUUUUAUCCUAAAAGAAGAGAUUAAUUUGUUAAUUCCAAUAGAACAACAUAUUAGGGCUACUUGUACUUUUUAUAGAAAACUUUAAUAAUUCUUUUAAAAUGAGUUUUUAAAAUGAAGCUAUGACAAUUUCGUAAAAUUCCAAUCACAGUCUCAGCCUGGGUCAGCUAGAACGUGCCUGACCUGCAUUCCCACUGCAAGACUCACCCAGGUCGGUGGGCUGUAGCGUCCGCAUGAGAAUAAUUGCAAGCUCAGGUGAAACUCAGCAGGUUGAAGCUUUCUAUUUUUAAUAGACACUGGGGAUAAUUGCCUGAUGUUUAGACAUUUUCAAACUGUAGGAAAGAUGGCUGUAUUGUCCCUCUUCCAGUGCAGCCCUAGGUAGCAUGCUCUGGGUCUCUGGCAUCCUUUAUCUUGCUCUGUGAGGCUCUGUGACCACCUUUUGGUGAGAGGAUUCCCUACACCAUCCCCAGAUCUCCCAUUUGGUGAAGAUUCAGAGAUGCCCUGGGCAAUUCAGAACUACUUCAGUAUCCCAAGAAAUAACAGCAGAAAAUGUGCCUACUAGCUUGUUUCAUAGCUAUUGCAUAUGUGGGUAGACGGAAUCCUACUUUUCAGAAAACAGACAACCAGUUCACUUUAUAAGAACCUUUUUUCUUUUUUUCUAAAAUGAAACAAAGGUAGCUUUGCAUUUUCUGAUAAAACUGUGUCUUUGUCUCCUCUGCUUAACUUUAGGAGUCUGUCUUCCUGCGGUGGUUUGUAGAUUCCUGUUAAUGUUCUUUCUGGAAGAAUGUCAUUUUUUGAGAGGUUUCAGUGAACUAUUCAAAAUCACACAGGAAGGUGGUUCCUAUUUUGAGUCUAGAGAUUUUCUAAAAAUUGACCUCCUAUCCUUACUAUGAUGGUCUUUCAGGAUAUCUUUUAUAGAUGAUCAGAAACAUUUGAAGUUGGUUUUCCUGCAUAUUUUUUGUUUUUUGAAAACCCUGCCAUGUUUAAAGCACUUAUUGAAAAACACCAUCGAAGACCCCAAAUUUGUAUGGAGAGAAAAAAGCAGACAUUACAGUUUUUCCUUCUGUAUAAGGACCUAAGAACAGAACAUAGAGGCAGUUCAACUGUCAGUUAACAUUUGGUUAUAUAACAGGUGAAAUGGAUGUGUAAAUUACUGCAUUGCUUUCCUCGAUUUAUAUAACCUCUAAUCUUUGUUUGCAUGAUUUGCUUUGUUAGGUACAUUAAUUGUAGUUUGGCAGCAAGUGUGUAUGAAUAAAGAUAAUGAUCAUUCCUUA
Messenger RNA from Cavia porcellus (domestic guinea pig), 8236 nucleotides. RefSeq names its product protein kinase C alpha (gene Prkca). Gene Ontology annotation, biological process: peptidyl-serine phosphorylation; intracellular signal transduction. The transcript has 18 exons. Gene Ontology annotation, cellular component: nucleus; cytoplasm. Bases 235 to 2301 code for a protein of 688 amino acids. Gene Ontology annotation, molecular function: diacylglycerol-dependent serine/threonine kinase activity; zinc ion binding; ATP binding. Lineage: Eukaryota; Metazoa; Chordata; Mammalia; Rodentia; Caviidae. The record is from RefSeq and is a predicted model, not a curated record.